AUGGAGAAAGAUGGUGUAGAGUUAGGAAUCCGAAAGCUCCGGUGGAUGAAGGGGAAGGUGAUGGUGCCCUUUGAUGAGGAAGGGAAUCCCCGUCUCCUCGAGGUGUCGGUGAUGAUGGAGAUGGCUGGAGGAUGGAACAUAGGAGAUGACGAUAGGAAUCCCUUUUUGUCUCUCCUCCUCCCAUGGAUAGUCAGCCCAAAGAAAGGCAUCUACUAUUGUGUGAUAUAUUUGAAUCCUGGAGACUAUCAUCGUGUCCACUCGCCAGUUGACUGGAAGAUUCUUUCACGUCGUCAUUUCUCAGGCCAUCUGUAUCCUACAAAUGAACGAGCUAUACGCACAAUCAGAAACUUGCACAUUGAGAAUGAAAGGGUUGUUCUUGAAGGUCAAUGGAAUGAAGGCUUUCUAGCAAUUGCUGCAAUAGGUGCUACAAAUGUUGGAUCAAUCAAACUCCUUAUUGAACCAGAGUUGAGGACAAACCAGCCAAAGACAAAGUUGUUUCCAUCAAGCUCACCAGAUGAGCGAGUAUAUGACCCUCCAGGAGUCGGCUUGACGGUCAAGAAAGGGGAAGAGAUAGCAGCAUUCAAUAUGGGUUCAACUGUGAUACUUGUUUUUCAAGCUCCAGUAUCAGAAUUAUCAGAAAGCAACUGCAUUUCAGAUUUUAAGUUUUCUGUUAGGGUUGGGGACAGGAUCAGGGUUGGAGAAGCUAUUGGGAGGUGGGGAAAUUGUUAGUGCAGUUAAUCUGUACGAAACUCUCUUGGGCUCACCAGUUAUAUUUCUUUCUGGUAUGAUAUUUAACGUAAUUUUUUUGAGGGGAAAUUGGAGUCGGAAGAUCAUUUGAAACAGAUUUUUAAUCAUAUUUGGUUUUAAUCAUUUGAAAUCAUCUAAUCAUCUAAUCAUACAUGUGCCUAAAGUAAGCUUGUAAUCAUCUAAUCAUAUUUUAACAUUAAAUUUUUAUUAGAAUUUAAAAUUGUAUAUGAUGGUUAUAUUUGUAUUUGACUCCUUGAUUUUGUUUACUUUGAAUAUUUAUUUGGUUA
This is a messenger RNA of Zingiber officinale, 1034 nucleotides long. RefSeq names its product phosphatidylserine decarboxylase proenzyme 1, mitochondrial-like. Gene Ontology annotation, cellular component: mitochondrion. Lineage: Eukaryota; Viridiplantae; Streptophyta; Magnoliopsida; Zingiberales; Zingiberaceae. The transcript has 6 exons. Gene Ontology annotation, molecular function: phosphatidylserine decarboxylase activity. The record is from RefSeq and is a predicted model, not a curated record. Bases 1 to 729 code for a protein of 242 amino acids. Gene Ontology annotation, biological process: phosphatidylethanolamine biosynthetic process.